AUGCCUCCCCAUGGCGACCCCGCACAGGAAGAGGACGAGGAUGAUUACAUGUCUAUGGUGAUUGAGGAACCCCAACAGAAGGAAUCCUUUACCCAGCGAAAACGCAGACAACAACGAGAGGCAGAAGCCCGCGCCAGGGUUCCCUCCAAAGCCGAACGCGCCGCCGAAGAGGCCGCCCGUCGCGAUGCCGCUCUAUCCACCAGUACAUUAAAUCCCUCCAACAAAGGGUUCCAGAUGAUGGCCAAACUGGGUUUCAAACCAGGAGAGACAUUGGGGAAACGCCCGUCUCCCAACAACAACAAUGAGACUGGGGGCAAAGACGAGGCGCAGCCGCGAGGCCGAGCGGAGCCCCUUAACCUAGUAUUCAAGGAAGAUCGGAGUGGUAUUGGACUGGAGAACGAGAAGAAGCGCAGAUUCCGGGAAGAGGCCGAGGAAGCGGCCAAAAAGGUUAAACAUGAGGAGGGCGAUUACCGGGAUCGGGUUCGGAUUGAACGGGAGACUCGCCGACUGGAGGCGCAAUUUCAUGGUGCGCAGAAGGUCGCAGAACGGUUGGAUACGGAAGCGGAGGAAGGAGAACCAGCUGAAGGCAAGCAAGAUGAUGAAAAUGGAGAAGAUGGGGAUAAAGACAAGCCUGCCGAUGAACCAAGCACUGCACAACCCAAAGCGAAAAAGAUCAAACCGACUCUGCAAAUCAACAUUCUCUACCGGGGUCUGGUGCGCGAACGCCAGGAGCGAGACCGUGACAUACAGGCUCGACAUGCGCUACAAAGCUCUCUCCCUUCCUCAUUCUUUCCUACGCCCCAGCUUCCAGGUUUCGAUGAUCCAACAUUAGAGCGAGAGGACAAGGAAGCACUGGGAACCGCCCGACGUGAACCUUCUUCUAUUGUUGAAGAAGAAAUCGAGGAGGAAGAUCCGGAGUUGGACGAAUUCAACUCCCUGGAACCAGCUGAGCGGUUGAACCGGUUGGUUCUAUACCUACGCGAAAAACAUCAAUACUGCUUUUGGUGCAAGUAUCGCUAUGAGACCGCGGACAUGGAAGGAUGUCCUGGAACUACAGAGGAAGAUCAUGAUUAA
This is a messenger RNA of Aspergillus wentii DTO 134E9, 1074 nucleotides long. Its product is annotated as putative G-patch domain protein. Gene Ontology annotation, molecular function: nucleic acid binding. Bases 1 to 1074 code for a protein of 357 amino acids. Lineage: Eukaryota; Fungi; Ascomycota; Eurotiomycetes; Eurotiales; Aspergillaceae. The transcript has 2 exons. The record is from RefSeq and is a predicted model, not a curated record. Gene Ontology annotation, cellular component: kinetochore.